AUGAGCCCCCAAGCUCCAGCACAGGCCGAUUUCCUCAAGGCGGUCAAGUUUGCGCGCUUCGUCUCCAGGCGGGCGGAGGACAACCCAGCACCGAAUUCGUCUCGGGCACUUCCCUACACUCACAACGAAGUCGAAGAGGCUAUUCGUUACUUUACUCAGGACGACAAUGGCCGUGCAGAGCUCGACUCUACUGCAUGGGAAUGGGCACACGAAGACAUCAUUGUGCAGCAGAACGACUCCAAAUACGCACGCACGUGGGCGCCCGAACGCGUGCGACCGACGGCAGUGCUUGCGGGACUGCCCGAGAUAUUCGACCUCCGUGCUACUUCGUCCACAGCGACUGUGUCCCUGAAGCGCAGCACCAGCCCUGUUCCUCAGGGUAUUCCAAGUACUGCCCUCAUCCAGAGAGGAUCUCCCGCCCGGCCUGGAAGUCAUCCAGUCGUUCCUUCAGCAUCACCCGCAUCUACGGCCCGUCUCUACGCAGCAAUAGCAGCAACAACUGCCUCGGCAGCCACUGCAACAGUUAAGAAAAGACCGCCAAAGUGGCCAUUAUCAGCUCCGGUUUCCACGGCCCUCUUUGCGGUUGCCACCUACGUCGACAACUCUGGCGCCAUCGGUCCCCUCUGCGCAUCCUCCGGAAGCUACGCGCCGCCCUACCGUCGCCGGGGAGGUGGCAUCAACUCCCUCUUAUCACACCGGUGCCUUCGCCGUAAGUUGAAGUUCAGCCUGCUCUGGUGCUUUCCGGGACAUGGGCUGACUGGCACAGUCCACCCUGAAGUUGCAACUGCCGCUGAGCAGCUAGCUCUCUGGAUUUGGCGACAUGAGCAGAUGCUUCCUACACCUGGUCUAGAACCUGCUCGCCGACUCGCCCAAGCUGCCUGGAACAAGUAUGGAGCCCUGCGUCCAAGCAAGGGUUGGGCUCGUCCUGGUUAG
This is a messenger RNA of Microdochium trichocladiopsis, 933 nucleotides long. RefSeq lists its product as uncharacterized. The transcript has 4 exons. NCBI's taxonomy places the organism in Eukaryota, Fungi, Ascomycota, Sordariomycetes, Xylariales, Microdochiaceae. Bases 1 to 933 code for a protein of 310 amino acids. The record is from RefSeq and is a predicted model, not a curated record.